AUGGACAAAAACUUUUUGAACAUCCCUUCAUAUAUUGAAGAUCCCUCCUAUCGUUACAAGAUGCCUAAAAUGAUCUUAAAGAUCGAAGGUAAAGGAAAUGGUAUCAAGACUAACAUUGUUAAUAUGUAAGAAGUCUCUAAAGCUCUUAGAGUUCCCACUGAAUAUCCUUUGAAGUUUAUGGGUUUCGAAUUGGGUUCUCAAAUUAUUUACAAAGAAAAGGGUAACGAUGUUACUACUAUCAUUAAUGGUGCUUUCAAGGAAGAUAUAUUGUAAAAGCAAUUAGAUAAAUUCAUUUAAAAGUAUGUUUUAUGUCCUAAGUGCACAUAUCCUGAAUUUGUAUUGAGAGUUCGUUAAGGUUUGGUUAGUGGUAAGUGUGAUUCUUGUGGUGAACGUGCUAAAUGCGAUAAUGCUCACAAGUUUGCUGCCUAUAUUGUAAAGAAUCCCCCAAAAACCAAAGGUAUUAACAAGGAAGAAGAAGACGAUAAAAAAGAUAAAAAAGUUGCUGCAACUGUUCCUUCCACAACUGUUACUAAGCCAGUUAAAGAAGAAAAAGAUGUCAAUUUGAAUAUUAAAAAACUUGAAGCUUCUGAUUUGACUCUUGUUAGUGAAGAACUUGCCAAAAAAAUUUAGCUUCUUACUGAAAGUAUUAACAGUUAAAAGCAAGAAAAUGGUGAAUUCACUGAAACUGAUAUUUCUCAAACUAACAUUGUUAAGGAAAUUAAAGAUAUGAACAUAUAAAAAGGACUUGAAAGCUAAGUUGCUCACAUUCUUUUCUAGUCUUUAUUUAGCGUUAAUAUUGCUCAUGAAGUAUAAAAUAAUGCCGAAGUUCUCAGUAAGACUUUUUCUAAGCUUAAAAUUCCUAAUCCCGAACUUGAAACUAUAAUGAACAUCAGUUAUCUCUUAUUUAAAACUUACAAUGAAAAGCAAGAUUUCACUCCUUACGUUCCUACAAUUUUAAAGUACUUUUAUGAUGCAGAUUUGCUAUCUGAAGAUUUCUUAAAAAAUUAUGCCGAAUCUAAAAUUAAUUUGUCUGAACAUUACUUAUACGAUGCUGAGCGUAUAAAGAAGUUUGCUGAAGCUGCUUAACCUUUCUUAGAUUGGAUUCUAAAUGCUGAAGAAGAUGAAGACGAAGAAGGUGAAGAAGAAGAAGGAGAAGAAAAAAAAGAAGAAAGCCAAUGA
Molecule: messenger RNA, 1179 nt
Organism: Tetrahymena thermophila SB210
Lineage: Eukaryota; Ciliophora; Oligohymenophorea; Hymenostomatida; Tetrahymenidae
Product: domain found in IF2B/IF5 protein
Exons: 5
Biological process (GO): formation of cytoplasmic translation initiation complex; translational initiation; formation of translation preinitiation complex
Cellular component (GO): cytosol
Molecular function (GO): translation initiation factor activity; eukaryotic initiation factor eIF2 binding; GDP-dissociation inhibitor activity
Source: RefSeq, a predicted model, not a curated record